Messenger RNA from Emiliania huxleyi CCMP1516, 1783 nucleotides. RefSeq lists its product as hypothetical. The transcript is spliced from 7 exons. Bases 1 to 1632 code for a protein of 543 amino acids. The record is from RefSeq and is a predicted model, not a curated record. Lineage: Eukaryota; Haptophyta; Isochrysidales; Noelaerhabdaceae. Gene Ontology annotation, molecular function: sialate O-acetylesterase activity. Gene Ontology annotation, biological process: carbohydrate metabolic process.
AUGCCACCGACAGAGCUCCUCCUGCUGCUCUCCGCCGCUCCAGCAGUCACCACCGUUGCUCCACCAGCUGUCACCACCACAGACAUGCACGACUGGCUCCCGGCACCACCAGUCUCCUCCGGCGCCGCCACCGCCGCCUUCCGGUUCGCCGCGGCUGUCGGCAGCGGUAUGGUCCUCGCCGCGGCGCCAAAGCAAGCGGUGGUGUGGGGCUUUUGCGAAGCGGGCGCCUCCGUCGACGUCGUGUUCCGCGGGCAGACGAUACGUGCGACGGUGGCGCCCGACCACGCCACCGGCGCGUCCACGACGUGGCGCGCGCUCCUGCCGGCCACCGGCGCAAGCUUUGAGAAGCACAGUCUGGAGGCUCGGUCUGGCGGCCGCACCCUCCGCCUGAGCGAUGUCCUCUUUGGCGAGGUGUGGGUCUGCAGCGGCCAGAGCAACAUGCAGUACCCGCUGGGCACGCCGACCUGCUGGAACGCGACCAACGUAAACUGCAGCAACCCGCACACGAAGCAGUGCAGCUUUGGCUGCCGCUUCUCGGCGACCUGCUGGUUCUUUGGCCGCGACCUCUACUCGGUGCUCUCGCCGACGGUGCCGAUAGGGCUGAUAGAAUCGGAUGUGGGCGGGACGCCCGACGAGCACUGGAGCAGCCCCGACGCGAUCAGGGCGUGCGACAUCGCCCGCCCGUGGGGCAUGCCAACGACGCUGUCUCGCCCGAGCACGGUCGACUCGGUGCUGUGGAACGCGAUGGUGGUCGGGCUUCUGCGCACCACGAUCAGCGGCGUCGCCUGGUACCAAGGCGAGAACAACGCCGCCGAGCCGCGCCGGUACAGCUGCUCCUUCCCCGCGAUGAUUGAAGACUGGCGCGCAAAGUGGCACGCGCUCACCGACAACGCGACGGCGCGCCACUUCCCCUUUGGCUGGGCGCCGCUGCAAUGUGCCGGCCUGUCGGCGCCGCAACCCACUGUUCAGUGCGCCUCGCCGUGCGACCAGGCGCAGCUCAACUCCGACGGCACGGGGCGGCAGGACUACACCAAUCGCACCUUCAACCCGCCGCACCCGCCGGCCAACUGCGGCCGCGGCUGCGCUCCGGCGUGCAGCGGCGAGUACCACGAGUGGGGCGACUACGGAAACGGCUUCACGGGCCUCCGCUACGCGCAGAGCGCCGCGCUGCGCGUGCGCAACACCUUCCAGGCGGUGAUCAUCGAUACCCCCGUCGCGAGCGGCUCGAUCCACUCCCCCUUCAAGCAGCCAGAGCUCCACGCCGUCGACCCCAUCGCCACCGGCGCCGUGCUGCGCGCCGGCGCCGUCGAGAUCUCUGUGGGCGGGCUCGGCCGGGGCGGGCUGAUGGCGGAGAUCGGCGCACGCGGCUUUGAGGUGCUCGGCAACUGCAGCGGGCCGACCCUCUGCUGGAUGUCGUCGCCCAUCUCGGCGGCGAGCGCCGACGCAGUCACGCUGUCCGCGCUGCCAGCGCAGCCCCAGGCCGUCCGGUAUCUGUGGUACAUUGAUGCGGUGGGCGUGCACCCGUUCCGCGCGCCCAUCUACACGAAGGCGCUGCCACUGCCCGGCGCCCCCGGAAUCAAGUAUGGCAAUGGUGAGCUGCUGCCGCUCGGGCCGUUCCUGCUUCCGCUGUGAGGAGAGACACGAGAGAGAGGGCGUGAUCCACGGCUCUGUCAGUCUAUUGGAGUAGCACGCAUUCGCUGUGGCGUGGGGCGCGUUUGCACUCGCGUGAGCGACGGAUCUCGCGCGCGAGAGUCGCGCUUAUAGCCUGCGGCGUGGUCUUGCA